This is a messenger RNA of Meira miltonrushii, 1421 nucleotides long. RefSeq lists its product as uncharacterized. Gene Ontology annotation, cellular component: mRNA cleavage and polyadenylation specificity factor complex. Gene Ontology annotation, molecular function: mRNA binding. The record is from RefSeq and is a predicted model, not a curated record. Lineage: Eukaryota; Fungi; Basidiomycota; Exobasidiomycetes; Exobasidiales; Brachybasidiaceae. The coding region runs from base 235 to 1329 and encodes 364 amino acids. The transcript is spliced from 2 exons. Gene Ontology annotation, biological process: mRNA alternative polyadenylation.
AACAUCCAGAUACUCAUCCAUCACGAACACCAUCUCACAACUCCAACAGGCCUAAUUUCAACGCUAGAAAGCACAGUUCUUGUAUCUGGAGUAUUCAGCCGAAGAAAAAUACCCAACCGUGUCGAACGCUUUGCCAAAACAAUUCUGGUUACAAUCACAUUGCAUCAGUUGUGUAUCUUUGUAUCGUAGGAUAGAAAAGCUCGUUCCCUUGUAUACACUAUACUUGAAACAAUCAUGGAUGACGAAUUCGAUUUGUACGGCGAUGCCGACAUCUAUUCCACGACUGAAGUAAAGGAAGAGCCGCCAGCAUCGUCAUCUGCCGGACAACAAGCCAAAGAUGAAGAUUCCAAUAUGGGCCAAAGCGAAAACAGCUCAUCGAUAGCAGGCAAUAAGAGAAGUCGGGAUGAUGCACCACAAUCGGCUGCUCAAACAGGAGCAAAUUACUCAAACGGACAAUCAUCAGGAUCAUAUGCUCCUGCUCAAGCAAAUAAGCCUACAUCCUCUUACGCACCAGAUCAAGGAAGACAACAAAUGGAAGAUGUUACCGCUGCUGCUGAUCCGGCAGCUGCUCGAAUCGCUUUGGCAGGACGACCAAAAGUUACCGAUCCAAGCGUUCAAAAUGCACUUUAUGUUGGCGAAUUGGAUUGGUGGGUAAGCGACGAAGAUAUUCGAAAGAUUGCAAAUGAUAUUGGAAUUCCUAUUCGAUUGAACGAUAUCACAUUUAGUGAACAUAAAGUUAAUGGAAAAUCAAAAGGUGUUGCAUUUGUUGAAACGAUUAGCGAAGAUGAAUCAUACAAGCUCAAAAGUUGGUUUGAUCAAAAUGAUAUAAAUCAUAAACGGGCCACUGUUACCCUUACAACUUCUGCAAACGGAAAUCCGUUCAAAACGUUGCCCAAAGAUCCACCUCCACGCGAAGGAAGACCAAACCGUGGAGGAGGUAUGGGAGGUGGUGGUGGCUCAGGAGGAGGACGAGGUGGAAUGGCAAUGGGAGCACGCGAAAACAACAGAAGGGAUGGUGGAGGAGGCGGUCAAUCUGGCUUCCCGAUGGCAGGAGCACCUAUACGAAUGGGAGGCGGUAAUGGUGGUCAGAUGGGCAUGCCUGGCGGAAUGAUGAACCCAAUGAUGAUGGGUAUGAUGGGAGGCGGCGGAGGUGGAAAUGGAUUCAGAGGUGGUCGUGGAGGUGGAGGAUUCGGAAGAGGGCAAGGAAGACCUCCCAUGGGAAUGGGGCAUUUCAAUCCAAACUUCUUUGGCGGUGGCGGCAGAGGUGGUGGUAGCGGCGGCCAAGAUGAUCGUGAACGCAAGCGCUACAGAUCAGACGACAAUUAUUGAUCACCACGUCGUGUGUCUAGUAGAAAUUCCUGUCUUGAAUUGUGUACAAUAUAAAAUGCAAUAGUAACAUAUUAUUUUCGAUACACUCUCGG